This is a messenger RNA of Rhodofomes roseus, 1008 nucleotides long. RefSeq lists its product as uncharacterized. The transcript is spliced from 4 exons. The coding region runs from base 1 to 1008 and encodes 335 amino acids. The record is from RefSeq and is a predicted model, not a curated record. NCBI's taxonomy places the organism in Eukaryota, Fungi, Basidiomycota, Agaricomycetes, Polyporales, Fomitopsidaceae.
AUGCCCGCUUUGACCUCCUCGUUCACAGCCGCAGUUGCUCCCCAAGUCCUUCGCGAAUCGACUGCUGAGAACAUUCUUCCAUGCGCAACCCAAGAGACAGGCGUCGCUGCCGCGAGGGCGGACAAGCCACUAGCACAACAAGUCGAGGGCGACACGCCUGCUGCCAUAUUUCUGCGUAUUCUUGAGGAAUGCGCGAAGAAACAGUCGGAGGAGGAGAGAGGCUUGAGGCAGAGCCUCGAUGUAGCUUUGCCGAUGUUGGGAAUUGAUCCACGCCUCACGGACAAGGCGUAUUGCGCGUCAAUCAAGCCGCCGCCGCCCCCAACAGCCACGAAGGCCAUCGUGGCCAACGACACCAGAGUCAAGAGGGAGCGCGACGAGGAUGAAGUUGUUGCUCAACCCUCUCAGAAGCGAGCACGAACAUCCAAAGCGGACCCGAGCCUCCUGGCCUGUCCAUGGAAGGGAUGUUCAACAGAGGGCGCGGCGGACCCCUUGUGGCAGCACUUGCGAGGCGACCACGGCUGCCAGGGGAGGUAUCCCAGACCGACGGACGACGUACGGUGCGAAUGGGAAGGCUGCGUUUUCGCAGGGACUUCCGACGCAGUCGUGAGGCACUUCAAGGACGUCCACAACGCCCAGCACGACUCGGAGGAGGGGCGUAAUAGCCGCCGGGCGCCCGCGGAGGGCGAGAAGGAGAACACGGAGGGCGACGCCAACCCUACAGACGACCAUGUCGUCUGCAGAAUUGCUGGAUGUAACCAGUCGGUGAAGCGCGGUCGCUCCUUCCGCCGUCAUGCGUACGGCAUGCACUGGCACCACCCAGACCAUAUGUUCUGGUGCGUGUUCUGCGGAAAGUGGAAGAGGGUGGAUGAAAAUCGCGGUUGGAGACGGCACACCUCGAAAUGCAUCGAGGCACAUCUGGAGGACUACGGAAAGCCGGAGACGAACGCUGCUCAAUUCGUGCAAGGCUCCUCGUCGUCGUCGUCGUCGUCGUCGUCAUCGCGGGGGUGA